Malaya genurostris is the source of this 2003-nucleotide messenger RNA. RefSeq lists its product as uncharacterized. Bases 135 to 1868 code for a protein of 577 amino acids. The record is from RefSeq and is a predicted model, not a curated record. The transcript has 3 exons. Lineage: Eukaryota; Metazoa; Arthropoda; Insecta; Diptera; Culicidae.
GUGUGGUUAAGAGUAAGCAACGAAAGGAAAAUUCAACAUCUUGGAAAGUGGGCUUUUGGCAGCGUAACAGGAUCCGGAAGUGGUACCAAAGUGAAGGAAACCAAACAACUAGAAUCAAUUUGGAAGUUGAUAAAAUGCUUCGAUUGAUAUUGCUAGUGACGCUGCUGGCGUCACCAACCCUAACGCAGAAAGCGGAAAAGCGACGGGCCUUCUAUCGUAGAACAACAACCACAACGGUUGCUCCGGUGCAGGAUGACAGUGACAGUUCGGAGAGCAAAAACUCCGAUAGUGGCGCCGGUGAAGGACUUUACACUGUGAGCGAUUCGUUCGCCAUCAACGGUGGAUCUUCGUCGUCCUCGUCCGGGGAUAGUAUUGGCAAGGGAAGCUCUUUCAAGCCUAUCACGAGCAAUGGAGACAAACUGACGUCGUUUUCAGAGUACAAUUUUGGUGGAACCAAGCUUUCCGACUCCGGUGACUCAAACUCGGACGAAGAUUACGGAUUCAAAAACCACAAAUCACAAUUACCGACUAACAGUUUCAAACCGAGUGGAUCAUUUGACUUUUUGAACAAUGACUUUUCCAAAACUUCCCUGGACUCGAAACCUAAAACCUCUGUGACCAAUAAAUUCACCAUUUCCCAUCCAACUCCCACGAAAACAUCAUACACGGGUAGGUUAGACCAUUUGGACGAUUCCACGGAGUAUGAAAUAUACUCGAAUCUGAAGACCGGCAGCAACUACAAAGCCCAGAAGAAAAACUAUGCUGGGACGGCCGGUUCAUUACCCUUUUCGACCUUUUCAGGUUCAUCUCUGGGCUUCGACGGCAAGGUAAAAAAGCUGCCUUCCAGCUACGAUGACUUUGGACUAGGAUCGACGACUUCUCUCAAGAACAAGAAGAACAAACUAUCACUUGACGAUGACACGUUCGGUGGAGUUGGAUCGUUUGGCGUCAGUAGCAAUUUCGGUGUCGGUAAGCUAGAAAAUAUCUAUUCCAGUGGUGGUAAAAAAAAGAAUCCUUACGGGUUCGGUGAGCCACCACUGGUGAAAUCUGCUGUAUCGACACUGAAAUAUUUUGGUGAAGGACUUUUAGGUAAACCUGAGAAAGCAUCUUCUUCCCUUUACGACAUUGACAGUAUCGAGGGUGGUUUUGGAAGUUCGAAAUUCAAACCAUACGGAAAAGGUAGCAGUUUGAAGAACAGCUUUCAACUAGACGAUAGCGACGAAUCCGACGAAGCAUUCGUCAAGCAAAAGUUUCCAAAACCGCACUCAUCAUACGGCCCCAAACCACAGAAGCCCAUCACUCCAGAGUACGAAAGCGACUUCGAUGUGAAAAACAUCAAGCUGCCCGGCGCUCACAACAAGUUCCGACCACACUCACAUACUAAACCGACCCUACACAAAUCCAAACCACACGGUUCCGACAUUGACAAUCCCAACCCGCUUGAGUUUCGACCCAACUUUAAAUUACAAGAUGUACCCAAUCUGUAUCCUGAUGAACAUCUAGGUGCCGGCAUCGCUGCUAAAGGGCAGAUUGAGAACUUCCUGAAUGCCGAACAUGCGUUCAAAAAUGAAGGCUUCCGACCGACACACUUCCAGCUUUUGAAGAGCCAGGAGGACGAGAAACUCGAGAAGGAAGCACUGAAAGCACAGAUCGAAUUCCUGAAAGCACAGGCAGCCAAACGUCCGGCCGAGCUCCGGCAGCGUCCACCAGGUCCGGGGCCGUUCCCGCCGCAUGCGCAUGGUCCUCGAGGUCGACCGGUUCGUCGCAUCCCGGGACACAACGUUCCGCUGGGGAUCAAGGGACCAUCGCUGCCACCGAGGGUCCCACAUUUCAACGAUCGGCCGUACAGUAUUAGUUUUAAGCUAUAGAUGAUUAGUUAAGAGUCAGCUGGACUUGAUCGUUAGUGCAAUUUACCUUGUGUUUUUAGCGUUAGUGCAUCGUUAGUAGCCCAAGAUUUUAGUAUUAAUUUAUUUAUUUAAUGUAGCUUCUAAGAGGAAAUUUUG